UGACUAUAUAUAUCAAUCUAAAGAAUCAGUUGCCCUUCAGCGCAAGCUAAAGAAACACACACGACACACAGUAAAGCUUCGAUCUUUUCCUCACCCAACUUAUCCGCAGCCAUGUUGAAAGUAAAUGUAAAGUGGCAGAAGGAAAUGUUUUCCAAUCUGGAAGUAGACACUACCCAGCCCCCAUACGUUUUCAAGUGCCAGCUAUAUGACUUAACAGGAGUUCCACCCGAAAGACAAAAGAUUAUGGUCAAAGGUGGCUUAUUAAAGGAUGAUUCAGAUUGGUCAAAAGUAGGAAUCAAAGAGGGCCAAAAACUAAUGAUGAUGGGAACUGCGGAUGAGAUUGUAAAGGCUCCAGAGAAAGGACCUAUUUUUGCAGAAGACAUGCCAGAAGAAGAACAAGCUGUUGCUGUUGGCCAUUCGGCUGGAUUAGUAAAUCUGGGAAACACAUGUUAUAUGAACUCCACAUUGCAAUGUUUGCAUUCUGUUCCAGAAUUGAAAUCUGCCUUGAUAGAGUAUCCUCCUCCGGUAAGAAGCAAUGCAGUGGAUCAGUCUUCCCAUUCAUUGACUGUGGCAACUAGGGAAUUAUUUAGUGAACUUGAUAAAAAUGUCAGGCCAGUGGCACCUGUGCGAUUUUUAACGGCUUUGCGGAGUAAGUAUCCUCAAUUUGCGCAGCUUCACAAUGGAAUUUACAUGCAGCAGGAUGCUGAAGAGUGUUGGACACAACUUUUGUUCACCCUUUCGUUGGCACUCAGAUCAUCGAGUUCUGGUGAAGAUGCUGAUGCGUUGAAGAAAUUUUUUGGUAUCGACCUUGUUAGCAGGAUCCACUGUGCUGAAAGUGGUGAAGAAAGUACGGAGACGGAAUCUGUUUAUUCGCUUAAAUGCCAUAUUUCACAGGAGGUUAACCAUCUACAUGAAGGUUUAAAGCGCGCCCUGAAAUCAGAAUUGGAGAAGUCUUCGCCUUCUCUUGGUCGGACUGCUGUGUACACUAAAGAUUCUCACAUAAAUGACUUGCCAAGAUAUCUGACCGUUCAAUUUGUCCGUUUUUUCUGGAAAAGAGAAACAAACCAGAAGGCCAAGAUUCUGAGGAAAGUGGACUACCCAUUGUCGUUAGAUGUGUAUGAUUUGUGUUCUGAUGAUCUUCGCAAGAGAUUGGAACUUCCUAGACGGGUUCUACGAGAUGAGGAAGGGAAGAAGGCUGGUCUGAAAACUAAUGAAAGUAGCUCGACAAAGGACAGCGAUGUUAAGAUGACUGAUGCUGAGGGAUCAUCAAAUGCAAGCGGGGCUUCCUCUGUAUCUGCACCUACUGGAGAAGGUGCUCCCCCUGAGAAAGAGAAACACUCGACAGGAAUAUACGAUUUGGUUGCAGUGCUCACACACAAGGGUAGAAGCGCUGAUUCCGGGCAUUACGUUGCCUGGGUUAAACAAGAAAAUGGAAAAUGGAUUCAAUUCGAUGAUGAUAAUCCAAUUCCACAACGAGAGGAAGACAUCACCAAACUAUCUGGAGGCGGUGAUUGGCAUAUGGCUUACAUCUGUAUGUACAAGGCCCGCGACAUCGCCAUGUAGCUGUAGGCCGACCUGAUUAUUCAUUGUUCGAAUUAAAAUUAAUCCUUUCUAUUUUAGUCUAGGUUUCUACAUCCAACACUACAUUUGUUCAAUUGCUGAGACAUUGAAAUUUUCUAAUUCCACAAAUCAUGUUUGUAGACUGCUUCACCUUUUUAUGCUUAAAAUGCAUUGAUUGUUGUAACUUUUCUUCA
Molecule: messenger RNA, 1754 nt
Organism: Salvia hispanica
Lineage: Eukaryota; Viridiplantae; Streptophyta; Magnoliopsida; Lamiales; Lamiaceae
Product: ubiquitin carboxyl-terminal hydrolase 6-like
Biological process (GO): regulation of proteasomal protein catabolic process; protein deubiquitination; proteasome-mediated ubiquitin-dependent protein catabolic process
Molecular function (GO): proteasome binding; protein binding; cysteine-type deubiquitinase activity
Source: RefSeq, a predicted model, not a curated record